Numida meleagris (helmeted guineafowl) is the source of this 1561-nucleotide messenger RNA. RefSeq names its product RNA polymerase I subunit E (gene POLR1E). The transcript is spliced from 12 exons. Gene Ontology annotation, cellular component: RNA polymerase I complex. NCBI's taxonomy places the organism in Eukaryota, Metazoa, Chordata, Aves, Galliformes, Numididae. The record is from RefSeq and is a predicted model, not a curated record. The coding region runs from base 122 to 1363 and encodes 413 amino acids. Gene Ontology annotation, biological process: nucleolar large rRNA transcription by RNA polymerase I; RNA polymerase I preinitiation complex assembly; transcription elongation by RNA polymerase I. Gene Ontology annotation, molecular function: DNA binding.
UCGGCCGGAAAUGAGGACCUCACGCCGCGGCGUCAGCCAAUGGGCAGCGCCGGCACUGGGCGGCGUGUCGGGCACCGCGCUCCGGUGAGCGGGCUGGGUGUGUUCUCGCAAGCGCUGUGACAUGGCCGUCGCCACCUGGUGCUACCGCGGCGAUCCUGAGGCGGAGCAGCCGGCGCUGCUGGUGACGUUCUCCAAUGGACAGCUGCAGCGGCCCGACGCUGUGCGUUUCUCCCUAUACCGCAGCAGCGAGGUGACCAACCCUCGGAAGAGGCGGCGGAGGAUCCUGGUUUCAGAAACUGAAAGGCUUUCAUACGUGGGGAAUAACUUCAGCAGUGGAGUUAUGAAAUGUAACUCCCUAUGCAGGUAUUUUCUUGGUGUAUUAAACAAGGAUUCUGGGCAAAUGGAAGUCUAUAAUGCUGAAAUAUUCAACAUGCAACCCUUACUGUCAGAUAAUUUAAUUCCUGAUGAUACAAAGGAUUAUCAGAAUAAAACCUACAGGGAGAAGGUGGAUUUGUGCAUUGAGGCAUUUGGUACCAGCAAGCAGAAGCGAGCUCUGAACUCUCGGCGAAUGAAUGCAGUGGGCAACGAUAUUCUUAAUACAGCUGUGACAAAAGCAGCAGCAGAUGUUAUAGAUGCAAAGGGGGUAACAGCUUUGAUCCAGGAUGUGGCCCAUGAUGAGGAGCAGAACAUGUCCAUUUUCCUACCACCAUGUCAUGAAGACGCUGACAAACCAGAAGAUGUUUACAAGUUUGAGAACAUUAUAUCCCCAGCAGAGUACGAAGCAUUGCAGGGUCCAGCAGCAGCCUUUAUUAACAUCACUCCAGAAGAAAUUGCCAAGAAAGCAGAAGAGAAAAGCCAUUGCUCCUUUGUCUUAGAGGAGUUGAAGUUCCUGCCUGCUGACGAGAAGAGCAGGGAUCACAAAGCCCGAUGCCUCUGGUUCCUGGACAUCCUUAUUAAGUUCAGCUUCCUGAAAAUAAUCAAGAAGAAACAUCCGAUGGGUUCUGAAUGCCCACACAUCAUUAGUAGGAAACUUAUGAAGAACUUCACUUCACUGACCUACAACAACGGCAGUGUUCAGAAUUUAAUCUCUGCAUCACUGAAGACUAAAAUCGCAGCAUAUGUCAUUGCAUUGGCUCUGCACAUUAAAAACUUCCAAAUAGAUCUCACCGUCCUGCAGAAUGACAUGAAGCUCCACGAAAGCAGGAUGAUGGACAUUGCAAGGGCCAUGCGGUUGAAGAUCUCCAAGAUAAAGGGGCUGCCAGGACUUGAGAAUGAUGAAAAUCACAAGCUUGGCACCCUCUCUCUCCCCUUGCCUGUGCAGAAAGCGUCAGGAAGCCAGAGGAAGCGCAAAAAGAUGAACUGAAAAUCUGGGAGGUUUGAGCAGGGGUCAAACAGUUCUGUUCUCAGCAGUCAUUCUGCACACACAGCAUCUUGGGGGUUCUUCUGUCGGUUGGAUUUGGUUUUCCAGCAUCACCCCGCAGCCCCGUUGAAGUCUGUGUGUUGAUGGGAAGAGAUGUUCAUUUCAUUAAACUGUUUAUCUUUUCUGUGCUUUUAGAAAAAG